AGAGAGACACGUACGCGCGUAUUAUGGAAGAGCGGGCAGAAAUGUUGAGGAUAUGGCAAAAAAUAUAUAUAUAUUCAAGCGUAUAGAUAAAAUCUAGUGUGGGGUUUGAGCCGUUUUCGGUAUGAGACGAGAGAGAGACACAACAGGGUGGCCACAGAGAGCAAUGCGAAAUGACGACAGAACGGAGACAGGGUGUCCCAGGGUUAGCGGGUCAUUAGCGAGGUUUAACGCAGCCCUGCAAGCAGCAUACGUAUAACCGAUGUGCAGCAUCGUGUGCACCGAAUAUUUCCGCAGCGUACGACGCGCCGCGUACCUCGACCGAAUACAGCUGCGCACUGCGUCUGCGACGAACAUUUGUGUUCGGAUAACGACAAAUGCCGAGCGAUGCCAAAGCGGCGACCAGCACUGCGAGCGCUGCCAUUCCGAGUCGAACACUGUGCACGUAAUACAAAAAUUACUUGCUUUUUCUUUAAUAAUUAUUUAGAAAUAUACAGGGUUCAGAACUAAAGAUAAUAAUGGAAUGGCGAAAUGCUCAAGUUUUGGAAUUCAUAAAACUUUAUGAAAAGGAAAGUAUAUUGUGGAACAACAGACAUCCGUAUUACAAAAAGAAAAGUUUGAUAUAUGACGCAUGGGUGAGAAUAAGAGACAACUUGAGUUGGAGCACAACCAUCGAAGAAAUGAAGCGAAAGAAGGAUUCCCUGAUGGCAUGCUACCGGACCAUAAUAAAUAAAAUAAAAAAAUCCAUAUUGAGCGACCAAGAUAUGUAUCGCACAACUUGGUUUGCCUUUGAAGCGAUGGAUAAAUUUCUCGGGCCUCUUUACGAAUGUCACGUGAACCAGGCGCUAGAACCGACGCCAGAGAAGGAACUAGAUGAAACGAGAUCCGAGGACAGCGAUGGUGAAGAUUUCGCUGAAGAUUCGAAAAUCGAUAUUGUAGAGCAUGCUGAACACAGACAAGAAUUUGCAAAAGAUAGUUUUGUUGAGCUUGUAGAUUAUAAUAAUAUACAAGAUAAAACAACAGAAACUUCAAAACCAAGAAUAGAAAAUUCUACAAGUUCAAAAUCUGAAGGCACUUUUAUACCUCAGAGAUAUAGAGGCAGUAAACGUAAAAUGACAGAAGAGCUCAAAAGUAGUACACGUACGGAUGACGAAUACGAUAUGUUUGCAAAAUUUAUUGCUUCAAAAAUAAGAAAACUUAGAAACCCAAAUAUGAGAGAUAUUGUUAUGAAUGACGUGCAUAAUAUGGUAGUACGUGCCUGCAUGUCGGACAGACAAAACAAUCGAUAUAAUUCUCAAUAUCCAGAAUCAUUCAGCCAAGCUAGCCAAUCAGCUUUUUACCAAUUUAUAGCUUAUCCACAUACCAAUAAGACUGAUGAUAGCAGAAAACCAAAUAAUGAUCCACUGUCGACGACAAAAAAUACAUCGUCGUCAGGGAUGGAAUCGGACGUUUUUCGGGUAGAUAUGCCCGAAGUGGAAAACUCUUGUUUCCAAGAGGAGUUUUUGUUGGAUACAUAA
Ctenocephalides felis (cat flea) is the source of this 1514-nucleotide messenger RNA. RefSeq lists its product as uncharacterized. The record is from RefSeq and is a predicted model, not a curated record. The transcript is spliced from 3 exons. Bases 516 to 1514 code for a protein of 332 amino acids. NCBI's taxonomy places the organism in Eukaryota, Metazoa, Arthropoda, Insecta, Siphonaptera, Pulicidae.